This is a messenger RNA of Bursaphelenchus okinawaensis, 2243 nucleotides long. The record is from the annotation of a GenBank genome assembly. NCBI's taxonomy places the organism in Eukaryota, Metazoa, Nematoda, Chromadorea, Rhabditida, Aphelenchoididae.
AUGGCUUUUCAAGAGGUGAUUGGCCUAAAACUGUCAUGUUCGUAAGUUGUGGUGGGUCAUUAAUCAUGUGAUUCAUUGAAGCGAUAUACCUUUGGAGUGCGGCUUAGGAACUCAAGUGAAAGUGUUAAUCAUUAACGAAGGAGCGCAGCGAUUCACCCAGGUGAAAAAGUCAGAUGACGUCAAGUUUCUUGAGUUUAUACCUAUUUUCCUCUUUUUCUGUUCGUUUCCGUUGAUUUGCGUUCGCUUUCCUUUCUUUCCUGAUCCCCAAUUCAAAUUAUUCGUUUUGAGGUGGGACAAACAGAGUUACGGACCGGGAAGAGCCCCGCCUUCGAGGAACUAGUUUCGGUAGUCUUCUCCUUGGAGCUGAAUCAGCGUCUGAAGUUUUGUUUGUAGGUUUUGAAUUAGAUUUUAAGUUUUUAUUUGUUUUUUUGGCGCAAACAAUGAUUAAUAAUGUUUUUGCAGUUUUCAAGGGUACUUUUGAAAGUUAUUUAUUGUUUUAGAAAAGGUAUAAAAACAUGUUGAAAUCAAGUUUUUUAUAAAAGGUAUUUAUUGGUUUAGUCAGAAAUGAAAUUCUUAUGUUGCACGGUGCAACCCUGUAGCCAUUUCUUGGAGUUUUUGAGCAUUCGAUAAAAGUUUAGUUACUUUGUGUAUUUUAGGUAUCAGGGCGAGAAAGAAGUCGGAGGCGUCGAAACUGGCUUCAGGGAUUUGGUAAUGAGUUCAGGUCAACUGUAUUUACCGCUCGAUUCAGCAGAUGGCAAUUGGGAAGCGGAUGACAGUCCUUUACUGGGUAUUAAUGUAACAGAGUCAGAGCAAGUCAUCAAUGGCACUGUGAUCCAGUUGAGAGCAAACCAUCUUAACGUAGAUGAAGUCAUAAACCCAGCUCCAUACUUUGUUUUGAAUAGGAUACAGAGCUCGAUAGACAGCUUUCCAGUAGGUUGCCCACGUUUUCAACAUUCAGAAUUUAGACAUUGCUGUACAGAAGUGAAUUAGUACCAAACUCCACUCAUCCCAAAUGGAACCAGUUUACCGUGCCAACUUCUGCGUUGACGACGAUAAAGCCUUCCAUACUGGAAAUAGCUGUAUAUCAUUUCAUACACAACAAGGCGGAAGACUACUUGGUCGGGAAGUUUACAAUUACAUUUUUCCAACUUUUGAACGGAUCUCUUGGCAAUAAAUUUAUGGUGAGUUUUUUUCUUCGGCUGGUAUCAGUAAUAUCAGAAAAUAAUCGUUUUGAUAUAAUUAAAGACUUUUAUGUUAUUACCUAAAAGUGAAUCAUUAUCAAUUUUCAGCUACAUGGCUCUAAUGGUAAAAAGAAAGAAAAUGUUUACGUUGAAGUGGUACAGUUUGGAAGUGUACCUAAAAUACCCACUUUUAUUAGCGCAAUUCGUAUUGGGUAAGUACUGUUUCACGUCUACUUUAAUAUUGUUAAUUAAAGCGUUUAUUUUAAAAUAUUUUUAGUCUCAAAUUGCAUUUCUCAAUGGCUAUCGACUUUACGGCCAACAAUGGCGGCCAAAAUGAUCCUCAAUCUCUUCAUUUUGUGCAUCCUCAUCAUCACAACAUGUACAGUCAGGCGAUACACGAAGUUGGGGUAGAAAUAUGCAAAAUUGACAAGUAGGUAACCUAAUAUUAUAAAAUUCACAGAAUAAAUGAAAUUCUUGUUUAAAAUGGUUCUAAAAAUAUCCUUUUUCAGGUUACAACGAAUCUCGGUGUUUGGAUUCGGAGCUAAAGUUCCUCCCAAGUUUGAAUACAGCCCAUUAUUUCCUCUAACCGGUGACAUGAACAACACGAUUAUACGUGGCUUGGACAAUGUAAUGACAGGCUAUCGCCGUGCAGUAAUGUCAGUAUUACCGUAUGCCCCUACAGAGUACGUCUCUCCCAUACAUCACAUAGUCAAGAUGGCCAAGGCCGCCGUCAAAACGGGUACCAGCUUAUACUUCGUACUGGUUAUCUUCACGAAUGGAGCUCUCAAGAAUCACAAGGAGUCGAUGGAUGUGAUUGUGAACUCUUCCCACCUCCCUAUAUCGAUAGUAUUCGUGGCUAUAGGUAAUGAGCAUCACCCAAUAGGUCAAGGAGAUCAUUCCAAGAUAACACGACUCAUCGAUCCGACAGCCAAAUCGACCGAGAACGUGCCGUUGAAACGACAGAACGUGGUCUACACGGAAUUCAAACAAGGAAAGGCGUUUGCGAGGGAGAGCUUGAAGGAAGUGAAUCUACAGGGGACACAGUGGCUGUUGACAAAGUAA